GCAGACAUUUGUAAGACUGAGCUGCAGCACAGGCGUGUUUCGUGCCUGAGGCGAGCAAACGAGUGCACGUCCGCCAAGGGCAGGAACGGGGUUUGCCGCCAGCCGCUAAAUGUCUGAGGCAAGCGAACAGCCUUCCUCAGGACAACGCUCAGCAUAUCUAUCCACGCGACCACCGCCACACCGUCGACUUCGAACGCACGCAUUCACACGUCUCGAAUUUGCCUUUUGCGACAGACCCAUAUAAAGCGCGACAAAGAAACGCGGAAGAGCGCGCCGGCCGACACGCUUUAUUCACAAAACUUUCCCUCGCCCCACGAGCGACUCCCCCUCUCCUCCACACACAGCCAACAUGGCUGAUUUCUCACCCGAAUCGCCUCUCGCGGCGCAGCUCCAGCAGGUCGUCCAGCCCAAGCUUGCUGAGAAUGGGUGGACCACUGGCGGCGACGACACAACGCUGUUCGAAUACAUCCUCCUCAUGCUGGCCAACGGCAAAGAUCAAUCACAAGUCGCGGCGGAGCUGUCCAACGAUCUUCUUGACCUUGGGCCCGAGAACACAGAAACACAAGAAUUCGCACAGUGGUUGUUCGCACAGAUCGACGCGCUGCAGCGGCAAGCCGCUGGGGGCGUCGCUCAGGGCGCGCCUUCUGCAGACCAGACCAUGGACGGCGGCGCGCCGUCGUUCGUGCCUGGUGGGCAAGACACUGACAUGGAGGGCACUUCUGAAGCCCAGGAGGGCAUCCCCACAGGCCCAAAAGCCAUGCGCAACGGUAGCGGUGCGCCAUCAACACGCGCUGGACCGCGCGGAGGACGCAACAUGCUCAACCAGAUGAACAGACAAAUGAACCGAAACGACGACCCGUUACAUCGCGUCCGUGGCGGCGGCGGUGUUGGCAGGAAUAGCCGCGACCCCCCUCGAGGCCCUCGUGGUCAGAAUCUCGGUCGCGGAAUUGAAGCCAUGGCGAACGGAAGAGGCAUGAACCAAGUGGGCAACGUCAACGGCGCCCCCGGGCCCAUGAACGGAAUGAACGGAAUGAACGGCAUGAACAUGGGCGGCAUGCCUGGAAUGCCAAUGCCGGCGCAAAAUGCUGGCAUGGGCCUCAACCCGCAGCAGCAGAUGGCGCUCAUGCAGAUGUACGAGCAGCAGGCCCAGAUGAUGCAGCAGAUCUUCUCUGGCGCCACGCCCUACGUCAACCCUAAUUUCAACAACAACAGAGGAGGUCGUGGCGGGCGAGGCGGGCGAGGCGGGCGCGGUGGCAUGCACCAGUCGACCAAGUUUACUAAGAAGGAAGGUCAGGACGAUGCCAUGGCCGACGGGCCCGCAGGCGAAAACGGCGACGGCAUGGAGGUCGAGAACUCAAGGCCCGAGCCGUCAUCCACCCUUUGCAAGUUUAAUCUGCGAUGCACCAACCCAGACUGCCACUUUGUUCACCAGUCGCCGGCGGCUCCCCCCGGCGCCGCUGUCGAUAUGGAAAGCACAUGCGAAUUUGGGGCAGCGUGCAAAAACAAGAAGUGCGCAGGAAAGCACCCGUCGCCGGCCAAGCGACAGCAGUUUCAGUCGGAGCAGGAAUGCGCGUUCUGGCCGAACUGCCGCGAUCCGCUCAACUGCCCGUACAAGCACCCUACAACGCCGCCGUGCCGCAACGGCGCGGACUGCGCAACACCCGACUGCAAGUUCUCGCACAGCUCGAUCAUGUGCAAGUUCACACCUUGCUUGAACCCGCGUUGCCAGUACAAGCACAGCCCGGGCCAGAAAAAGAACAACACCAACGUGUGGGUGGCGCCGAAGGAGGGCGAGCACGUCAGCGAAAGGAAGUUCAUUGACGAGAACCGAGCCGAGGAGUUGAUAAUCCCUGGACAGGAGAAACAGAAUGGCCAGACACAGGCAGCAGAGAGCAUGGAGCAGGAUGUACCGUUAUAGGUAUGUUGAUGACACGACAUGAUGAGACAGGGAGUGGUGGCAGUAGGGGGGAAAGUGGACGGCUGCAGGCGUGGGGUAGUAAAAGAGCACAUGUACUAUAGUUCUGGAUAAGGACGGCCGCACCAAGAGGGUGCGGCCUGUGGGAGUCAGCAACUGAGUUUGUUUUCAGCGGCGAUUGAGCUGCUCUGUGUCUCUUU
Molecule: messenger RNA, 2115 nt
Organism: Boeremia exigua
Lineage: Eukaryota; Fungi; Ascomycota; Dothideomycetes; Pleosporales; Didymellaceae
Exons: 2
Coding region: 350-1918 (522 amino acids)
Biological process (GO): regulation of mRNA stability
Cellular component (GO): nucleus; cytoplasm
Molecular function (GO): poly(A) binding
Source: RefSeq, a predicted model, not a curated record